Molecule: messenger RNA, 1767 nt
Organism: Salvia miltiorrhiza (redroot sage)
Lineage: Eukaryota; Viridiplantae; Streptophyta; Magnoliopsida; Lamiales; Lamiaceae
Product: trihelix transcription factor ASIL2-like
Exons: 1
Coding region: 564-1709 (381 amino acids)
Cellular component (GO): nucleus
Molecular function (GO): transcription cis-regulatory region binding
Source: RefSeq, a predicted model, not a curated record
AAUAUAGAGAGGAGUGAGGAUUAUAGGUUUAGGUAAGUGGUGGUAGGGUGGGUGGGGAUAGGGUGGCGCCGCGUCCGGUGGUGAUGGUAGUGGGGUUCACUGCGCGCACACCGCAGCAGCGCAUGCUAGCAUUCAUCACCCCCCUCGGUCACCAUCCACCCCCACUCACCCCACCCGCUCUGCCCAAUCUCUUUUGCCACUACAACCUCAUUCAAUCUCUCUCUCUCUCUUUUACCCAAUCAUUUCAACCACCUCCCAACUCCUACCACCACACUCACCCACCGCAUCUUCUUGCUAUCGUGCGCUUCAUCUUGUUCCAACCCCCCCAAUCCCUAUCCAGUAGCCGCUAGAUAACAAACGCCCCCUCCCCUCCCUCCUCUUCUCCCAUCCCAUUUAUUUCCAAUUCAUUGCUCUUUCCAACUCAUUUCUUGUUCACCAAUUAUCGAUUUUCUUACGCCGCCUUUCUACCGUGCGCUACCUCAGUCAGAACCCCAUAGCUGCCUUAAUUGCGUGCCAAAAUUGAUACUUUGUUGGUGUGCCGCCGGCCGCUUAGUUAUAACCACAUGUCGUCCCCCACCGCAGCCGACGACGCGGUCACGGUGGCUGACUCGGCUGAGAAGCCUCAACGGCGGUUUCCGCCGCCGUGCUGGACCCAAGAAGAGACCUUAGUUCUGAUCGAGGCGUACCGAGAGCGCUGGUACGCCCUCCGCCGCGGCUACCUCCGGACGGCGGACUGGGACGCGGUUGCCGCUGCCGUGGCGAGCCACUGCCCCGGCGCAUCCCCGGCGAAGACCUCCGCGCAGUGCCGCCACAAGAUGGAGAAGCUCCGGCAGCGCUACCGCGCUGAGAAGCAGCGCGCCAUCUCCUUCCCGCACCCCGGCGGCCGCUACUUCUCGUCGUGGUUUUUCUUCGAGAAUAUGGAGGCGAUGGAGAACGGCACCGCGCCGCCGGCAACCGGACAGAAGCAGGAGGAUUCUGCCGACGGAUCUCGAUUGAAGUCUUUUAUGGAUCAGAACAUAGUGAAAUUGAAGCUCAAAUCGAAGAACAGCACCGAUCCCGACCCUGAACUAGGGUUCGCCAACGGCGUCAAACCUAAGAGAUUCAAUUCAGGAGCUCAGAUCCCGAUCGAUUACUCUCCCUACUCGAACGCAGAAAUUCCAGAUCAAAUGCAGGAAAACAUCUCUCACGAUCACGAUCUCGCAAAUUGCGGAAGCAGAUCUCAAAAAGCUUCGGUCAAAUCCAGAGCGAAGAACCCCAGUAAAAUGCUCAACAAUUUCAACAUCAGCGACGGAUUCAACCACCAAUUAUUCCCAGCGCCUAUGAGGAUCAGAAAGCUUGAGAAUUUCGAGGCAAACAUGGAUCCAGGCAGCAUAAGAAGCAGGCACAGUCCAAAUGAAGAAUUCUGGGCGAAAUUUCCCGUGAACCACAAAAAUAACAACAGCGGCGGAGCGAAGAGGGCGAGGAGCGCGGUGGAGGAGAUCGUGUCGUCGAUAAAAAUGUUGGGCGAAGGAUUCGUGAGAAUGGAGAAUGCGAAGAUGGAGAUGGCGCGUGAGAUGGAGGCGGCGCGGAUGGAGAUGGAGAUGAAGCGGAACCAAGUGCUGCUGGAAUCGCAGAAGCAGAUUGUUGAUGCGUUUUUGAAGGGAUUGUUUGAGCUCAAGAAGAGCAAAAAAAUCAAAGCUGCUCCAACUCCCGCAGAUUCAGCUCACUAAUAUAUGUAUUUUUUUUUUUCAUGUUUUCUGAUAAAUGUUUAUAUGCAUUAGAGAAUGG